Molecule: messenger RNA, 1137 nt
Organism: Mesorhabditis spiculigera
Lineage: Eukaryota; Metazoa; Nematoda; Chromadorea; Rhabditida; Rhabditidae
Source: the annotation of a GenBank genome assembly
AUGAUAGCCCCGAUCUGCCCAGAAAAUAUCAAAGAGCAUGGUCUUCCCACCGAGACAAUCAUCAAUAUGUAUCAGAAAUGGGGGAAUGGCGGAUUCGGGCUGUUGAUCACUGGAAAUAUCGCUGUCGAUCCGCUUCACCCGGAGGCUCCUGGCAAUAUUGUGGUGUCGAGGGAGAAUGAUUCACCGAAAUUGAGGGCGUUGUUGAAGAGGUACGCAUCCGCAUGCAAAAGUGAUGGUACGCUCGCUAUUGCUCAAUUUACCCAUGGCGGUCGUCAGACCCCAGCCUGUGUCAACCCUAAUCCCAAAUCGGCCUCCGAUAUCCAGCUAGAGGCUAAUACGCGUGGAUUCACCUUUGGGAAACCGACUCCAUACACUCUAGCCGAGCUCAAAACGGAGGUGAUCGAUCGGUUCGCGCUCGCCGCUGAAGUCUGCCGAGAGGCUGGCUUUGAUGGGUGUGAGAUUCACGCUGCCCACGGAUUCCUGUUGGCCCAAUUCUUGUCUCCAUCCACCAACAAACGGACUGACCAAUAUGGCGGAUCUGCUGAGAAUCGAGUACGCAUGGUACUCGACACGAUUGACGAGAUACGUCACCGUAUCCCCGUCUCUACCGGUUUCCUCGUGGGAGUCAAAUUCAAUUCGGUCGAGUUCCAAGACGGUGGUCUCGAGACGGAAGACGCCAAGAAAAUGUGCCAACUUAUUGAGAAUCGUGGCGAUGUGGACUUUGUGGAAAUGUCGGGCGAUCCGGCCGUUUUCAAGGAGACGAAGAUGUUUGUGACGGGCGGUUUUAGGACAGCCAAGUGGAUGACCAAAGUGAUCGAGGAGGGUCAUUGCGAUGCUGUGGGUCUAGGAAGGCCGAUAGCCGCCGAGCCAGACCUUCCGAAGAAAAUCCUGUUCGGCGGUGUGCUCGGGUCGGCUGAUACGAAAAUCGAUCAGAACGAAUUCCCGAUGACGAGCCUAGCCGCCCAGACUCAAAUGUACGGAGCAGGAAAGCGUCCAUUUUCCGAGUGCCAAAAUAUCUGCGAUGAUGUUGUCGACUUGACGACCAAGGAGGAGGCUGACAAAUUUCUGGGUGCUGCUAAGAAUUUCUUCGCCGAGCUGAUGACGGGGAAGCUUGACGACCGGAAAUUCGUGUAUCCA